AUGGGGUACGUUUUCUACGCUUACUGUCUCCGUGACUUUCACAAGGCUGAACUGCCAUUUCCCAGUGGCAACGCGCUGAGACUCUUGGCGAUACAACGAUUUGCCGAACCCCAAGAAGUCUCCAGCCCGAUCCUGAUUCUCGUGGUCUGCUGCUGUGGGCUCUCCUCCAAUCUCCUCGGCAUGGCACUCUUACACGAGCAUGAGAAAUCCGAGCCAGAAACAUGCAAUAUUCCGGAGGACAUGUCUAACUCGGGUCGUCGAAUGACAUUCGAGGGAACAAACAUUCGGUCCGUACAACGCAAGGCACGUAGCUCGAGACGAGCUGCGAGCUUGUCCCAGAUUUCGAUACACCCCACGGCCUUCCGUGCCGAUGUCAUCGCGGCUGCCCAGUCACACGCAGUAGAUAAUACUGGCGAGCAAGAGACCGAGAACACGUCCCCUCUCGCGAGUCAAUCGGGAAACAGCGCUAAGCCAACAGAUUUACACGGUGACUAUAUUCAUGCGCGAAAUGAUGAAGGCAAAGGGAAGGGCAAAGGUCACGACCUGAACAUGGCGGGCGUCUUCUUGCACGUUCUUGGGGACGCUGUGGGCAAUAUAGGUGUCAUCACUUCUGCGCGCUUCAUCUGGUUGACACAAUUCAGCUGGCGGUUCUAUACCGACCCCCUUGUCUCCAUCAUCAUUACGGCCAUCAUCAUUACGGCCAUCAUCCUACAUUCAGCUAUCUCACUGUGCACGGCGGCGUCUCGAAUCCUCUUGCAAGCCGUCCCCAAAGGGAUCAACGUUAACGAGAUCAAACAGGACAUCACCACGCUCCCUGGCGUUGCGGACUACCAUGCCUUGCACGGGUGGCAACUCAGCGACACGGAUGUGAUCGCUACAGUCCAUAUCGAAGUCGAUCACAAGGUCGUCAAGGAUAGCCAUGAGCAAUACAUAGAGUUAGCUUCGGUCAUGCGAGAUUGUCUCGCUGCGUAUGGUAUACAUAGUGCAACCAUUCAGCCAGAAUUCUUUGCGUCGACAGGUGAAGGGACGUCUACGGGAAGAGUCGCAAUCUACGAAAGCACACCGUGA
Molecule: messenger RNA, 1068 nt
Organism: Exophiala oligosperma
Lineage: Eukaryota; Fungi; Ascomycota; Eurotiomycetes; Chaetothyriales; Herpotrichiellaceae
Exons: 2
Coding region: 1-1068 (355 amino acids)
Biological process (GO): intracellular zinc ion homeostasis; zinc ion transmembrane transport
Cellular component (GO): membrane
Molecular function (GO): zinc ion transmembrane transporter activity
Source: RefSeq, a predicted model, not a curated record